GCACUCGUCAUGGAGGCCUUCGUCGAGUACAAUACGCACAAGUCUUCGCCGCCGCCGCCGCCGCCGACGCGCAAGGAGAAGUGCAUCGAUAUGGUGAAAACACCUGGCAACAUUCUCGUCCUGCUCAUCAUCAUCUCGGUCGGCGCCGGAGUCGGAUUCGGAAUCGGACUGAACGGCACGAUCACGACGAAGCGCAACAUCAUGUACGUCGGCUUCGCCGGCGACCUCUUUCUGCGCACGCUCAAGGCGCUCAUACUGCCGCUCAUCGUCACGUCGCUCGUGACGGGCCUCAGCGCGCUCGACUCGAAGCUCUCCGGCAGGAUCGGCAGCGCGACGGUCAUCUACUACCUGACGACGACAAUUCUCGCCGUGUUUCUCGGCAUCGGACUCGUGUAUCUGAUGGAGCCAGGUGUCAAUGCGGACACGGGCGACGUGCCGCGCACGGAGGAAGGCGUUCCGACGACGGUCACCGAUACCUUCCUUGACCUGCUACGAUUGAUGUUUCCUGCGAAUCUGGUAACAGCAUGUUUUAUUCAGGAAGUAACCAGGUUAAUAGAGCCGAAUAUCACAGAAAACACCACAAUAGCACCAGAAGUAACCACAGACAUGCCUGAUACUACAUACGAAGAGGAAUUAUACUCCUGGGACUUCGAGAUAGUGCCAAAGGCAGGAAUGAAUAUCUUGGGCAUUGUCGUGUAUUCCAUAAUAUUUGGAGUCAUACUGGCCAGACUACCUGCGGAAAAAUCGCGACCUCUGGUAGACGCACUGGAAGCACUCAAUGAAGCCGUAAUGAAGCUCGUCCACUAUGUCAUGUGGCGUCUCGCGAUCGGCAUCAUGUCGCUGACCUCGCCGCAAAGCUGCUGGAGACGGAGGACUUCGAGGAGAUGUUCGCAUUUACUCGGCAUGUACAUGGCCACCGUGCGUGACGGGGUCGCCAUACACGGCAUCGUCGUGCUGCCCUCAUCUACUUCCGCGCUCGUCACUGCGGUCGCGAACCUCUCCAGCUCGGCGACGCUGCCGAUAACGGUGGCCAACUUGGAGGAGAACAAUGGUAUCGACCCGCGCGUCGUCAAGUUCGUGCUGCCGCUCGGCGCCACAAUCAACAUGGACGGCACGGCGCUGUACGAGGCCGUCGCCGUGCUCUUCAUCGCACAGGUGAACGGCGUGACACUCAACUUCGGCACGCUGAUCGCUCUCAGCAUCCUUGCUACGGCAGCUAGCAUCGGCGCCGGCAUUCCUCAGGCUGUCGUCACCAUGUACAUGGUGCUCACCGCCGUCGGCCGCCUCGAUGACAUCUCACUCAUCCUAUCCGUCGACUGA
Molecule: messenger RNA, 1320 nt
Organism: Priapulus caudatus
Lineage: Eukaryota; Metazoa; Priapulida; Priapulimorpha; Priapulimorphida; Priapulidae
Product: excitatory amino acid transporter 1-like
Biological process (GO): L-glutamate transmembrane transport
Cellular component (GO): plasma membrane
Molecular function (GO): neutral L-amino acid transmembrane transporter activity; glutamate:sodium symporter activity; L-glutamate transmembrane transporter activity
Source: RefSeq, a predicted model, not a curated record